This is a messenger RNA of Fusarium oxysporum Fo47, 1649 nucleotides long. RefSeq names its product E3 ubiquitin-protein ligase MARCH. The coding region runs from base 268 to 1269 and encodes 333 amino acids. The transcript has a single exon. The record is from RefSeq and is a predicted model, not a curated record. Lineage: Eukaryota; Fungi; Ascomycota; Sordariomycetes; Hypocreales; Nectriaceae. Gene Ontology annotation, molecular function: zinc ion binding.
CCUCCAUCUUCUCUCACAAGAAAAAGAGGCUGAGCUGGCCUCUCCAUACCUGAGGUGACUUAUCUCCUCGUUACAAUCUUGGCGGGCGGCCAGGUGUUUCCCCCGCUCUCCUACUGCUCUCCUUGACAUUUGAGCUUCGCAAAAACAUGUAGGUUGCGCCUGAAACGCCUCGACGGCCCACGACUUUAGCACAUUACUACUGUGAUUCUAUCACCUACUGUUGUUGCCCUUACUUCUCUUUACUUCCACAGGUUCACGUAAUUCAUCAUGGAGACGCGCCCUACUUGGGAUUGGUCCUCGGUUGGGGAUACUUCUGCUCGACAGUCUGAACCAGAGCCACGUGCAGCGACACCAGAGCCCACAACGCGAUGGGCAUCUCCUCCAAAGCCCGAUACUACCUCUAACCAGGAGUCUCGAAGCGGACCGAGACAGAGGCGCUACGGCCCGCGCACAUGUCGUAUAUGUCUCGACACUGAAGAGCCCAGGUUUCCUGAACAGUCAACAACGUUUGGUAUUCCUACAGGUUCAUCUCGACCUACAUACGUCUCCGACGAUCCCGAACUGGGAAGAUUGCUAUCACCAUGCAAGUGUAAGGGUUCGCAGAAAUAUGUUCAUGAAGGAUGUCUCAGCGCCUGGAGACUCGCAAACCCCAUGGAAGCAAGGAACUACUGGCAGUGCCCGACUUGCAAGUUUACGUAUCGCAUUUCUCGACUACACUGGGGCUCCGUUUUGAGCAGCAAGUGGGCGCAGGUUGCUUUGACCCUCUGGUUCUGUAUACUGAGCAUUUUUGUCCUCGGAUUUAUUGCAGAUCCCCUCUUUGAUCUUUGGUCCGACCCAAUUGGAACAAUCGGCGAAACUGUCACAAGCGUGGUCACAGAUAUCGAAGCCUUGAGACAACCUCCACCACAAGUACCAACCUCUUGGUUCGAGCACUUCGUCAAGGGCUUCUUCUCCCUAGGAAUUGUCGGACUAUUCAAGACGAUGCUUACUGUGUCUCCAUUCAGUUGGUGGCAGAUCCGAAGCAGCGGCGUGGCAGGUGGCGGUGGUAGGAGAGGAGGCACUGGCCGAAACCGUGUCGAGAACAUCAACCUCAUUUUUGUACUCAUUGGUGCAUUCACUUUCCUUGUGGGCAUCUGGAAAUUUGUUCAGAAGCUGAGUGCUCGCGUGCUCAAAAACGUGAGCGACAGGGUUGUUGAUGUCGGCGAAGACGAUGACGAAGAUGAAGAUAUCGGCGAUGGACCGAAUCAAGGAAGUAAGAAAGGUCAAUGAAGCUAAGAAGCUUUUGUUCUGAAGCAGUCUUUUGUCCCAUGCCCCCAAUGCUUUUACAUCGUGCAUGUAUCUGCACACUCUUAAGUUGCCUAGAUCUUGCUCUUCCCUGUCAAGUCAACUAGUCUGUGUGCAAAGAUUUACGCUCUGCUGCGCCUUGGGUGAGAACCGUUUUGGCUCUUCGCUCGCUGGUCAGCAUGAGAUUAUCAGUCUCCAUUCACGCAUCGUGAUGCUUUCGGGCGUUCGUAACGGUGUGAGGCAUCUGCUGGGUACACUACCCUCGUACAGAAGCAGUGAGCAGGUUGCCGAAUGUUGGUUGAUACAUGCUUGUAUUAUUAUGUAUCAUGAAUAAACGAGACCUCUACUGUGGUCGUUAUAAUCAA